Sceloporus undulatus (fence lizard) is the source of this 7908-nucleotide messenger RNA. It is a transcript of the gene KIF5C, whose product is annotated as kinesin family member 5C. Gene Ontology annotation, molecular function: ATP binding; microtubule binding; microtubule motor activity. The record is from RefSeq and is a predicted model, not a curated record. Gene Ontology annotation, biological process: microtubule-based movement. The coding region runs from base 166 to 3033 and encodes 955 amino acids. Lineage: Eukaryota; Metazoa; Chordata; Lepidosauria; Squamata; Phrynosomatidae. The transcript is spliced from 26 exons.
UCCUUCCCUCCUCCUCCUUUUCCUUCCUUCCUUCCCUAGUUCCCUCUCUUUGCUUCCCUGAGGAUGCCUCUCCCCCCGGGGCUCCCCUGACGGGGCCGGCGUCCUUCCUUCCUUCCUUCCCUCCUCCUUCCUCCUUCCCUCCUUCCUUCUUUCCUUGGGGCUGAGAUGAUGGCGGACCCAGCCGAGUGCAGCAUCAAGGUCCUCUGCCGCUUCCGUCCGCUCAACGAGGCCGAGAUCCUCCGCGGAGACAAGUUCAUCCCCAAAUUCAAAGGCGAGGAGACCGUCGUCGUCGGGCAAGGAAAACCCUAUGUCUUCGAUAGAGUGUUACCACCCAAUACAUCCCAGGAACAAGUCUAUAAUGCUUGUGCCAAGCAAAUUGUUAAAGAUGUCCUUGAGGGGUACAAUGGUACAAUUUUUGCUUAUGGUCAAACAUCUUCAGGAAAAACACAUACCAUGGAGGGGAAGUUACAUGACCCACAGCUAAUGGGGAUAAUUCCAAGAAUUGCACAUGACAUCUUUGAUCACAUCUAUUCCAUGGAUGAAAACCUAGAAUUUCACAUAAAGGUCUCCUACUUUGAGAUUUACUUGGACAAAAUAAGGGACUUACUGGAUGUUUCAAAGACAAACCUUGCAGUACAUGAAGACAAGAACAGAGUCCCAUAUGUCAAGGGCUGUACAGAGAGAUUUGUCUCUAGUCCUGAAGAAGUUAUGGAUGUCAUUGAUGAAGGGAAAACAAACCGCCAUGUAGCUGUUACAAACAUGAAUGAACACAGUUCUAGAAGUCACAGUAUUUUCCUAAUUAACAUCAAGCAAGAGAAUGUUGAAACUGAAAAAAAACUUAGUGGAAAGCUUUAUCUGGUAGAUUUGGCUGGGAGUGAAAAGGUCAGCAAAACUGGGGCAGAGGGCUCUGUGCUUGAUGAAGCUAAAAAUAUUAACAAGUCAUUGUCUGCUUUGGGCAAUGUGAUCUCAGCAUUGGCAGAAGGAACUAAAACACACGUCCCAUAUCGAGAUAGCAAAAUGACCCGAAUCCUUCAGGAUUCUUUAGGUGGGAACUGUAGAACCACCAUUGUCAUCUGUUGUUCCCCAUCCAUUUUCAAUGAAGCAGAAACCAAAUCUACUCUAAUGUUUGGUCAAAGAGCCAAGACCAUCAAGAAUACUGUUUCUGUAAAUCUUGAGCUGACUGCUGAAGAAUGGAAGAAAAAAUAUGAGAAAGAGAAGGAAAAAAACAAGACACUAAAGAAUGUUAUCCAGCAUCUGGAGAUGGAAUUGAACAGGUGGAGAAAUGGAGAGGCUGUUCCUGAGGAUGAACAGAUCAGUGCCAAGGACCAAAAGAACUUGGAGCCAUGUGACAACACACCCAUCAUUGAUAACAUUGUGCCUGUUGUUGCCAGUAUUUCAGCAGAGGAGAAGCGGAAAUAUGAGGAAGAAGUCACCAGUCUCUACAGACAAUUGGAUGAUAAGGAUGAUGAAAUUAAUCAACAGAGUCAAUUGGCUGAGAAACUAAAGCAGCAGAUGCUCGAUCAAGAUGAGCUUUUGGCCUCCACUAGGAGAGAUUAUGAGAAGAUCCAAGAGGAGCUCACCCGCCUUCAGAUAGAGAAUGAAGCUGCAAAAGAGGAAGUCAAAGAAGUCCUUCAGGCUCUAGAAGAAUUGGCUGUUAAUUAUGACCAGAAGUCACAAGAAGUGGAGGACAAGUUGAGAGCUAAUGAGCAACUAUCAGAGGAGCUUGCACAGAAAACAUCUGCCUUGACCACUACACAGAGAGAACUGGGACAACUGCAAGAGCUCAGUAAUCAUCAGAAAAAGAGAGCUACUGAAAUCUUGAAUUUACUACUUAAGGACCUGGGAGAGAUUGGAGGAAUUAUUGGUACCAAUGAUGUUAAGACGCUAGCAGAUGUGAAUGGAGUGAUUGAAGAGGAGUUCACCAUGGCACGGCUCUACAUCAGUAAGAUGAAGUCUGAGGUGAAAUCUCUGGUGAACCGCAGCAAACAGUUGGAGAGUGCUCAGAUAGAUUCCAACAGGAAGAUGAAUGCCAGCGAGAGGGAGCUUGCUGCUUGCCAGCUUCUCAUCUCACAGCAUGAAGCCAAGAUCAAGUCUCUCACAGACUACAUGCAGAAUAUGGAACAGAAGAGAAGGCAACUGGAAGAGUCACAGGAUUCACUUAACGAAGAGCUGGCCAAAUUGCAUGCUCAAGAAAAAAUGCAUGAAGUCAGUUUCAAAGAUAAAGAGAAGGAACAUUUGACCUUGCUGCAAGAUGCUGAGGAAAUGAAGAAGACACUGGAACAGCAGAUGGAGAGUCACAGGGAAGCUCACCAGAAGCAGCUGUCUAGGCUGCGAGAUGAAAUUGAGGAGAAGCAGAAAACCAUUGAUGAAAUCAGAGAUAUGAAUCAGAAGCUGCAACUGGAACAAGAAAAACUGAGCUCUGACUAUGAAAAAUUAAAAAUCGAAGAUCAAGAACGGGAAAAGAAGCUGGAAAAGCUAAUAUUGCUAAAUGAUAAGAGAGAACAAGCUAGAGAAGACCUUAAAGGACUGGAAGAAACAGUGGCUAGAGAACUUCAGACUCUCCAUAAUUUACGCAAACUCUUUAUUCAAGACCUCACCACCAGAGUAAAAAAAAGUGUGGAAUUGGAUAGUGAUGACGGUGGUGGAAGUGCUGCUCAGAAGCAGAAAAUUUCAUUUCUGGAAAACAACCUUGAACAACUUACAAAGGUUCACAAACAGCUGGUACGUGAUAAUGCAGAUCUUCGCUGUGAGCUUCCUAAGCUGGAGAAACGACUUCGAGCUACAGCAGAGAGAGUGAAGGCCUUGGAGAGCGCACUGAAGGAAGCCAAAGAAAAUGCCAUGCGGGACCGGAAACGAUACCAGCAGGAGGUGGAUCGCAUUAAAGAGGCAGUGAGGGCCAAGAACAUGGCAAGGAGAGCACAUUCUGCUCAGAUUGCCAAGCCUAUACGCCCUGGACAUUAUCCAGCAUCUUCUCCAACAGCUAUUCAUGUCCUUCGAGGAGGAGGAGGAGGAUAUUACCACAACAUGAAAUAAAUAUCAGGUUCCAUUUUGCACAUGAAAACCCAUAAUCAGCUCACUAUCUCUUUUCCUUCUUGGACUGGAUCUGUACGUCUGUUCAUUGUAUGCAUCCUAUAGUCAUCUGCAGUGGACUGGGUUCCGAAUUUUUCAGCUUUGUAGAAUCUCCAUGUGUACAGAAGUGUGCCCCAAACCCAACUUUUCUUCUGAAAACUAUGUACAGUGUAUCUAACACAUGCACCUAGGCUGACAGUAUGCGUCUGCUACUCAAUCUCUAUCACUGACUGACUGAGUUGGACUAUGCUGUGCCAGUUGUGUUGGGGCUUUUAUCCUGGCACAGAUGCUUUCCCUUUUUUCCCCCCUUCUUUUUUUGGUUUCCUUAAAAGGACUCUGGUGCAUCCGUAAAAUGCUUGUAUCAGAGAAUGAAUUGUUCAACAACCAAGUGCCAUCAGAAGCAGUUGAUUGUGUUCCAUCAUGACUUUCUGAUUUCCUGUAUAAUAUGCAUAUUAUUUUAUAUUUUUAGAGGAUAUGUGCAGUUAUAUGGUUUUAAAAAACCAACCCAUCUAACAUGCUUUCAAGAAGUAAAAUACCCCAAAGACGCAUUUCUAAUAUUCUGAUUAAAUCUUUGGACUUGGUAGAGACCAAGGAUGUAGAAGAAUUUGCUAGCUUAGCUCUAGGCCACGGAUGGGGAAAGUAUGGCCUGCAGGCAGUAUGCUGCCCCCCAUCUCCCCGCCCCCCUUUGCUGCUUCUGUGCUCUAAAUCCCCUAAAUAUAUUUUUUUUAAUUUGCAGGAAAAGCCACCCCAAACUAGGCCAAACAAUGCAGAAAUACUACCAAACAGGCUAGUUUAGAAUUAUCCAUCCUUCAAAAAUCUUACAAGGUUUAUAAGGACAUGAAAACCAGAGGUGACUUCCUGAACAUAUUUUUCACUGAUUUCCAAUACAAAAUGCAUUGGUAUGUUCUCUUUUGGUCCCCCCCCCUCAUUUGGCAGAAGUCAUGGGUUCAAAAUUGGCCUCCAAAGCAGUUGCCCAUCCCUAUUCUAGAUAUUGAAGUUUAGCAGUCAUAUUAUAAUUUAAUCUCAAAGUUUAGCAUUUGAUCUGUAAUUGUGGUUCCUUUGAUCACAAAUUCUGGCAACCAUGUAGUAAUGUGGUUCUGAUUAAAAUUAAAUUGAAAGAUAAAUAUUUGCAAGAGCAGUUUAAACCAUGUCUACCCUCUUCUUUCCCAACUCAAAUCCUUUAUGAUUUCCAAAAAAACCCCACUAUAAGUCAGAAAACUGAAAUAGAAACAUGUAGCAGUGAAAAAAUAUUCUUGAGGGUGAUCAGCAUGAGUAAGUACACAUGCUUAGUGUGUAAUGCAAACAAGAAAAGAAAAAAAUGGAAGGUGUCUUUUUGCUUAAAAUUGAAAUAUGAUACAUUUAUAGCAAUAUAUGCUGGAACUGAUCAGUAUGCAAGUCUGCCUAGGGAUAGUAUAAUUUUAGUUCUCAACCAAUAGAAAGAUAAAUAGACUUCUUUGGGGGUUCUUUUUAAAUGACAGAUAAUGGGUUUUAUUUUUAGUGGAAGCAAACACAACCAUAGAAAAUGCAGUAAGUAGGCAGGUUUUAAAUCUGUAAUUUAAUAGACCUGCUGUGCUUCUUUCAUGUUUCAUAUAUGCAUUUACUACUAUGUACAUUAAAGUGUAUUGUUUUGAAGGAGAAUAGUUUUAAAAUGAUAAAACUGGAAUUUACAUUCAUUCAGUCCUGUCUGCUGCUGUGGCUAGGUAUGUUUGGGGGCUUCUAAACAUGUUAAGCCAAUAGACAUUGGUGUCAAUCCAAUACUGCUUGAUGUAGCAUAUAGUUCCCCAUGUGGAGAUACUGCUGCACUAAGACAUUUAGCAACAUUUCCACCAGACCUACUGUAGCCCUGCUAAAGGUUUGCAAUCUGGGAUGGGAACUGUGGGAGAGGUGAAGUGAAUGCCAGCCGUCACAGUGAUUGAAAAUAAACAUACACCUGUACAAUUAAUGUACAUGUGCGUUUAUCCUUAAGAGACUACUGGCUGUUUAAAAAACAACAACAACACUAAUCUGGUCCAAUAUCUUUACAAAGAUUAGGACCUGACUUCAAGCAUUUCGCCCUGAUGUUGCUUAGAAGCCCUCAACGUAGCAAAGAUGAUCAGGGUUUGUUUAAUUUAUUAAGGGUUGCACUAUUUGUGGGGCUAGGGAUUGAAAUAUUUGUUACAUAUUUAAUGAAGGAUCGCAAAUGUUGUAUUUGUUUAAUUUAUUUUGUUGGGUUGUUUUUUGGUUUUUGUACAUCUUGUUUUUCUUCUUAAUAUACAUGUAUAUGCACUGCCAGUGAACUGAAGUAUGAAUUUGCUGUAUCUAAAUCUGAAAUUAAUGUGGCCAACUCUCAGUUACAUGUCUAGGUACCAAGAGGGCUGCUGUUACUAAACCAGUGACCUUAAUUGCCAGUCUGUAUAUCAUGGGUGACUACAAUGAGGCUGCCUGAAACAAUUUUCACUAUUUGGCGACUGUUCCAAAUAGUGGCUGUAACAUCUACAUUGGCUCACAGUAUGAUUUUUAAUUUUUUUAAAAAAUUGCAUUCUUUGGAACAAAGAUUGAGAAAUUGUAUGCAGUGGAAGCAUUCUACAGAAGAAAUGUUACAGAUAAAACAGCAUGUAGCAUCUGCCUUAUAAAGGGUGGUUCAAGUAGCGUCAUGCCAGCCUUUAUAACUUGUUAACUAGGUCUUGGGGGUGAAUGCACACCAUUUAAUACAGUGUUUGUUAUAGUUUUUUGUAUAGCUGAGCUACUGUUGCCUUUUCCCAUACACACACAGACGUCUGUUUGUGUGCUCAGUGCUCCAUCGACAUAAAAAUUCAGCAGUGUGAAUGCAAUCCACCGAGCACAUUAUACAUGGGCAGUCCUCUCAGGAAUGAAUGGGAAUUUGAUGCAGUGAUUUACCCUAGCACUUUUGUUGUUUAAGAUUUGAGGUUUUGAAUAUAAUGUCUCUAAAGCAUGAUGGAAAAGUUAGCUUUAAUGCCUUUUUAAGAACAAAAGCCUGACACUCCUCUGGAACAGCUAGUUGCUGAUCAGACAGUCAGUUCAUCUAGCUGCAGCCCUUUGCCUGAGGCUUCAGAACUGACUUUUCCAUCCUGGUUCAGAGAAGGCAGGUUGUCCUGUGAAAGGCUGAAAAGGUGUGCUGUGUUAGAGUCUUUAAAGCUGGACUUUUUCACGUGUUAUCACAUUUUUGUCUUAUUUUGCUGCUAAGUGUCACUUCAUUGCAUCAGAGGUGCUUAUCUAAGUUCUCAAGCACAGUUUAAGCAUACUUUAACGCACUACUUUUGCAGUAUUUUUGUACUAGCAAUUUCAUCUCAGCUACACAAACAGCAGAAAUCUGUCUUCAGAUGAUUUCCAUUUUUAAGGCUUUUCCCUUUCUUUUGUUUUUGUACUGUUCAAAAUACUUUCUUUUAUCCUGAAAGGAAAUCUUAUUUUAAACAGUAGAUACAAAGAGUUAUAUCUAUUACUUGACAAGUGAACAUGCCAUACUAGUUGGGGAGAACUGCAGUGUGAAGUGUCUUUGAUUUUUUAAAAAAUCUCAAUAGUAAUUUUCCUUACCUUCCAAUCUUCCAAAACGGCUAUCUUCAGGUACACGUUAUAGAGUCAGGGCUACCAUCUCCACAGAUUUUGCAUCCAGGAUUCAACCAUUCACAGCUUAAAAAUACUACACACACACACAACUGAAAAACAAGCCUUGAUUUUGCCAUUUUAUGUAAGGGACACCAUUUUACUUCACUAUUGUCUAUCAUGAGACUUGAACAUCCAUAGAUUUUGGGAUCCACAGGGGCUCCUAGAACCAAACCCUAGUGGAUACCAAAGGCCCAGCAUAUUUACUUUUAUAUUUUUCCCACUGGGACAAAUGGUAAGACCAAAACUAUUUGCUAAGGGUGAAUUUUGCCAAGCAAAGGCAAGAUUGGACUGCCUUGAAUCUGCCAAACUGAAAUAACUGAAACUAUAUUAGUAUGUAAAAUCUGAUGUAUGCAUACAUGACUGUAUACAUACCUUGGAGGAUGGUGGAAAACUCCUACUUGAAAAUGAAAAAUAUCUAAAAAAAAUUACUUCACAAUUGAAGCCUAAAUGAAGACAAACCCAUCCUUGAGAUAAUAAAAUAACAUAUAUUCCAAACUAGCUUUUAAAUUUUGUAUGGAAUUUCAAAGAACAGGAACCUCUCCUAUUUUGGAAAGUUCUAUAUACAUGUUCCCCAUGAAAGCUGCAUUGAAACAAAGGUGCAGAGUGUGAUGGACUGUGCCCUUUGCCUUUAUACCUCUUUGGGGCAAGAGAAUUCAAAAAAUGUUUUUAAAAGAUGAGGUACACAAUUGUAAAAUGAUGUGUUCUCUCCUGUGUGUUGGUAAUUAGCUUAAUGCCUUUAUGAAGCUAAAAACACACUGGUCAAAAGUCUGUCUUACACAUCCUUACACCAUAUCACUUCCAUGUUUGUGUCUUACUCCUAAAUACUUCUGUGUCUGCCAUUUUUGAAACACUUUUAAUAGUAGUAGAACAAUAGGAAUUCAGGCAUUCUGUAGAAGUAUACAUGUCUAGUUUGUAAAGUGUGUAAUGUGUACUCCAGAAGUGUACUCUCUGGGAUCUAUGUAUCUGUACAGUAGCUUGUUUUAGGGAGGGAAAAUGAAAUGUGGAUACUUUUCUGAUGGGUACAAUCUGGGGAGAAACUGCCACUAUUAUAAAAAAUGUUGAAAUAAAUCAAGCUCUAUGUAACAGCAAACCUGGAUCUCCCCUCCCUUCCCCAUAGAUAAGUCUUUUGAUCUUGGUUCUAAAAUACUAUCUAUUAAAAUGUAUGGAUACACUGGCAGACUGCAUGAUGUAUCAUCCAAGAACUGUUAAAGUGGAAAUAAAAUUGAAGUAAACUUU